Babesia microti strain RI is the source of this 1410-nucleotide messenger RNA. RefSeq names its product actin-related protein 6, Plant like. ALP2. Bases 1 to 1410 code for a protein of 469 amino acids. Gene Ontology annotation, molecular function: nucleosome binding. Gene Ontology annotation, cellular component: Swr1 complex. The record is from RefSeq and is a predicted model, not a curated record. The transcript has 3 exons. Lineage: Eukaryota; Apicomplexa; Aconoidasida; Piroplasmida; Babesiidae.
AUGGAAUAUGAUUACAAAUUGCCAAAAGUAGUGAUAGAUAAUGGCAGUGGUUUUAUUAAAGCAGGUAUUGUGGGUAAAAAUCGAAAUCCCAUAAUCCUCCCCAAUUGCAUUGGACAACAGCGUAAACGUGGUUUCGUAUACGUAGCCGAUAACUGUUAUACAUGCAGUGAAUACUUUUGUUUGAGGCCACAACAAUCUGGUAUUGUUGUGGAUCCAUUGCGGCAAUUGUUGAUUUGGGAGAAGGUAAUAGGGAAAAAUUCAAAUUCUUUGUCAAUAUCUCCAGAAAAAAUAGGUUUGAUAGUUACCGGACCAUUGCUAACACCUCAAGCUUCACUUCGUGCCCUUUCUGAAAUCAUUUUUGAAGAUCUAUGUAUACCUAUUGCCGCGUUUAUCCCAGCCCAAACUGCGAGUCAAUGGAGUCAAUACUCCAAAGUCUUAAAGACGGAGUGCUUUUGCCCAGGCUACAAAUCAUUCGACCUAAACCACGGCUAUACGUUGCUAGUAGAUAUAGGCUUCUCAUCUAUCCACUCCAUCCCCUACAAAGAUGGUAUUCCAAUCCUCAAAGGGGCACUUCGCAGUAAUAUAGGCGGGAGCCAUCUCAACGCCUAUCUUAAAAACGUAAUGUCUCUCAGGUCUCUGGAUCUGAAUUUUAACGAACUCCUUGUUCAACACAUAAGAGAAGAGUCUUGUUAUGUAUCCCCAAACAUAGAUGAAGAGUGUAAGCUAUCGUCUAAAUUGAAGAGUAGGAGAUUGGCCUAUGAAUAUAUAAUACCGGAAUACGUUAAAAAUAAAACCCAAAUGUCAAAUUUUUUUCAAACCUAUCGCAGCAAUCCCAAAUCGUUGCUAGAGCACGAUUUGAAUUAUUUAUCGCAGCCACCAGUCGCCGAAACUGGCGUUCACGGCGUCGAUGAUAUGCUAAUUGAUUCUAAUACAGCCUCCUAUAUAACUCAAGAUGAUGUGAAAAAUGGGAAAACUGACGUAAAUGUUAAUCAUUUUUUUCACCCUAGUCAGUUUGUGGAUACUACAACACAGCGAAUUCGAUUGUAUACCGAAUGCUUUACGGUGCCAGAAGCACUGUUUUCCCCCGAUAUAAUAGGGCUAAACGAGUGUGGAAUUGUUGAUCUGAUUUGUAAAUCGUUAUCUAAAUGCCCUUUUGAGGCUCAACCUUUGCUGGCAGAAAAUAUAUUCAUUUGUGGAGGAAAUGCCAAAAUUAAGGGGCUAAAACUCAGGCUAUAUAACGAGUUAAAAUCAUCAUUACCAGAUCACUGGAAAUUAUGCAUUAGGCAAUCUGUAGAUCCACAAUUAUCUGCUUUCUAUGGCUCUUGCGUUUGGGCUCUAGACCCUGGCGGAUUUGCUUCACAUGCCAUCACACGCGCGGGAUUCUUAGAAAAUGGGCUAUCAAUCUGCUAA